AUGAACUCAUACAAACACAUUGCUUUGCUCCUGCUCCUCCUGAUUCCCAGUGUCUGUCAAAGUGGAAACAUCUUGGUUCUACCAGCUGAAGGCAGCCAUUGGAUAAACAUGGAAAUUCUUCUUAAGGCUUUGCACUCCAGAGGACACAACAUCACUGUUGUACGUUCCAGCAACAGCUGGUACAUCAAGGAGAACUCUUCUUACAGCACCAUCACUGUUCCUGUGGAAAGAAGCUUCUAUCAAAACUUUAUUACCAAAGUUAUAUUUGACCUCAUACAGUUUGAACGAGGUGCUUUACCUUUGACAAGCUUUCUUCAGGCAAGUGUAGGCCUGCUCACCACUUUCAUUGAGAUUCACAGAGCUGUGGGGGAAUUUGUCUCAGCACUGCUGGAAGAUGCAGAAUUGAUGAGAACAUUAAAAGAGAGCAGGUUUGACCUGGUUCUUACUGAUCCCGACUGGGGCCAUGGAAUUAUUGUGGCCAAGUAUUUGAAUCUUCCUUUGGUUUAUAAUGUUCGAUGGUUAAUAUCUGAAGAAGCUCAUUUUGCCAUCGCUCCUUCACCUUUAUCAUACGUUCCUCUAACAGGAUCUGUCUCGACUGAUGAGAUGACUUUUUCCCAGAGAGUUAAAAACAUGAUUUUAUAUUUUAUUAUCCGAAUCCAUGAAUUUGUGGUGAACAAAGACACAUACCAACCGUUAUGUGAUAAAUAUCUUGGGCCCAAUAAUGACUUUGAUCAAGUUAAAACCGACGCAGACAUUUGGCUGAUGAGAACUGAUUUUGUGUUCGACUAUCCUCGUCCCACAAUGCCUAAUGUUGUGUACAUGGGAGGGUUCCAUUGUAAAUCUCCAGAACCACUUCCUGAGGACUUGGAGGAGUUUGUGCAGAGUUCUGGUGAACAGGGAGUCAUCGUCAUGUCUCUGGGAGCUUUUGUACAUCAACUACCCGAUGACUUGGCUAAUGAGAUCGCUGCAGCGUUAGCUAAAGUACCCCAGAAAGUAAUCUGGGCCUAUAAAGGUAAAAGACCAGCCUCUUUAGGAAACAACACUUUAAUGGUUGACUGGAUGCCACAAAAAGACCUUCUAGGACACCCCAAGAUAAAACUUUUUGUUGCUCAUGGAGGAACAAAUGGAGUCCAGGAGGCAAUUUGUUACGCAGUCCCAGUCGUGGGUUUGCCCUUGUUUUUUGACCAGCAUGACAAUCUGCUCCGCCUGCAAUCAAGGGGGGCAGCUAAAGUUCUGAAUCUGGUUACAGUCGACAAAGAUGAUAACUUCCUAAAAGCUCUGCAGGAAGUCCUCAAUGAGCCCUCCUACAAGAUGCACAUGCAGAGACUUUCCAGACUGCACAAUGAUCAGCCGAUGAAGCCGAUGGACACGGCCGUCUUCUGGAUAGAGUUUGUCAUGAGACACAAAGGAGCUGCUCACCUGAAAACACAGUCCUACAAAAUGUCCUGGUAUAUCUACCACUCUGUAGAUGUAGUCCUCUUCCUCACUGCAGUAGUUCUGCUGAUGAUUUUAACUACGGUUUUAUUUCUCAAGUGUUUAUGUAAAGCAGUUUGUAGAAGCAAGGUAAAACGUGACUAA
Messenger RNA from Nematolebias whitei (Rio pearlfish), 1578 nucleotides. Its product is annotated as UDP-glucuronosyltransferase 2A2-like. The coding region runs from base 1 to 1578 and encodes 525 amino acids. Gene Ontology annotation, molecular function: UDP-glycosyltransferase activity. The record is from RefSeq and is a predicted model, not a curated record. NCBI's taxonomy places the organism in Eukaryota, Metazoa, Chordata, Actinopteri, Cyprinodontiformes, Rivulidae. The transcript is spliced from 2 exons.